AUGAUGCUCAGGCAAGCUGCGAAGAAGGCUCUAGGGCUUACGUCACGUCAAUCAACGCCGUGGUCUGUUGGUAUCUCCCGACUCUACCAUGAGAACGUCAUCGACCACUACGAUAAUCCCCGUAACGUCGGAUCUUUCGAUAAGAAUGAUCCUACCGUCGGUACGGGUCUAGUCGGAGCUCCUGCCUGCGGUGAUGUUAUGAAGCUUCAGAUCAAGGUCGAUGAGAAGACCGGUCAAAUAACAGAUGCUCGUUUCAAGACCUUUGGUUGUGGUUCCGCUAUCGCGUCUUCAUCUGUCGCCACUGAAUGGGUGAAAGGCAAAGCUAUGGAGGAAGUCCUGACCAUCAAGAACACUCAAAUCGCGAAGCAUCUCUCUCUCCCACCAGUGAAGCUUCAUUGCAGUAUGUUGGCGGAGGACGCCAUCAAGGCAGCUGUGAAAGACUACAAGGAGAAGCGUGUGAAAACAAACGGUGCUGCAGCAGCCGGAGAAACCACACAGGCUUGA
Messenger RNA from Arabis nemorensis, 504 nucleotides. The record is from the annotation of a GenBank genome assembly. NCBI's taxonomy places the organism in Eukaryota, Viridiplantae, Streptophyta, Magnoliopsida, Brassicales, Brassicaceae.